CAGCGCUCAUCGAUAGGCGCGAUUGCAUACCUGGUACCCGUCUUCGCUACAAUAUUUGCCUUUACCGGUUCUGCUGCAUUGCAAACGCUAAUCAAUUCGCGUAAUUAAUAACAAUUUAGCAAAAUGAGCAGCUCCGAGGAAGUAUCGUGGGUGACAUGGUUCUGUGGGCUUCGUGGCAAUGAGUUCUUCUGCGAGGUGGACGAGGACUAUAUACAAGACAAAUUCAAUUUAACUGGUUUAAAUGAGCAGGUGCCCAACUAUCGUCAGGCCCUGGACAUGAUCUUAGACCUGGAACCGGAGGACGAGCUCGAGGACAAUCCAUUGCAGUCCGAUAUGACGGAGCAGGCCGCCGAGAUGCUCUAUGGCCUCAUACACGCUAGAUAUAUACUAACAAAUCGCGGCAUCGCUCAAAUGAUUGAGAAAUAUCAAACUGGCGAUUUCGGGCACUGCCCACGCGUCUACUGCGAAAGUCAGCCCAUGUUGCCCUUGGGUCUAUCUGACAUCCCUGGCGAGGCAAUGGUGAAAACCUAUUGCCCCAAGUGCAUUGAUGUGUACACACCAAAAUCGUCGCGCCAUCAUCAUACCGAUGGCGCCUAUUUUGGAACUGGAUUUCCACACAUGCUCUUUAUGGUGCAUCCCGAGUAUCGUCCCAAGCGUCCUACUAAUCAGUUUGUUCCAAGGCUGUAUGGCUUUAAAAUACACAGCCUAGCUUAUCAAAUUCAGCUGCAGGCAGCAGCCAAUUUCAAAAUGCCACUGCGAGCGCCAAACCAAAAUCCCACGAACGCAACAGAGCAAGCAAAUGGAAAAGUUUAAGCCGAUAGCCAAGAUAUCCUGAUGAAGACACCGAAAUCAAUAGCAAUCAAUAGAAAACCGAAAACAACAUCCACAUACAGUCCACUUAAUCAUCCACUCUAAUCCCAUACACCCAUACACACACAUAGUCGGUCUCCCGAUGCCGACUCCCACACAGAAGGAGCAGCUGAAGAAAGCGGUGGAGGAACAAGAAGACGAACAAUGCGAAGAAGACGAACAAUGCGAAGCAGCGAGGCAAACAAGCAAAAAGAAGUUCAAUAAGCAAACACCCAAAAUACACACACCAAAACCCCCCGAACCUACACACAUGCACACCAACACAUUCAUGAGCAUAAAUGCAAUGGGUUAGAACCGGGGGAGGGAAAAGGGAAAGCUUUUUGCUGGAUGCAAUCCCAUUUCCCCUAGAGCUGGUAAACUAUCGAUAUCGUUUUUUUACAAUUGUUUAUACAAAUUAAAAUUAUAUAUAUACUAUAGAAUUAUGAUACCCUACAAGGGUUUAAAAAUUAAGCCAUGUUUUAACUAAGUUUUUAACAAAAAUACUAUUCUAUCACAGCAAAUCUUUGCACAAACGAAAUGGCGGAGACACACCCUUUUUUUUUAAUUUAGUUAAUAUUUUUCUCCAAUUUUAGUUAAUCUAAUUAAUCGAUAGUGCCCAGCUCUAUUUUCCCCCACACUGUACGAAACUAAAUAAACGAAAGAAGCAAACAGCGCCAGCAUUUAAUUAUAUAUUGCAGAUUUGUGAGUGUGUUCAGUAUAAAAAUGAUGUUACAAAUACAAUAGCUGUGGCUUUGUUGUGUUCCGGAGUUCAAUUCCAAAUUGUAGCGGCAUUAAUCGGUGUAGCUUAGUUUUUUAAGGGUCCAAUUCCCAAUCCUGUUUUCAAUGCAACUCAAUUCUAAUGAAUUCCCGAAUUGUCUUUGGGUAUAUAUAUUUUUUUUUUUUUGCUAAUUACUAAUUUUAAACGUAAGAGAAUUGUAAUAGAAUUGUAGAUUUGCGUUUCCUCUGCCAAAAAAAAACGAACUCAUUUAAUUUGUUUUUACAUUUGUUUUUAAAUUAUGUUCUUGUUUUUUAAGUUCACUACGAACAUUUGCGUAAUUAGGUAAACGCAAAGAAAAAAAAAACAUAAAAACAAAAACACAAACAAUAAAACGAGAAGUAAAGUUUUUUUAAGAAAAUUAGAAAUAAAGUAUAAAUAUAUAUAUAUAUAUAUAUGAAAAUCUAUAUAGAGAUCGAUAGAAAAGGCCGAGGACCGUUGAUAAGUUAAUCUGAGAGUGUGCAGAAAACUGUUUACAAUUAAUACAUAAAUGAUGAGAAAAAAAGGAAAUAAAAAAAAAGAAAAAAUAAGAAAUGAGAUAAUAAAACGAAAUGAGAAAUGAAAAUAAUGGAGAACAAUGAGUAAUAAUAACAAUAACUAAAAUAAAAACGAAACUGAUAUUUAAUACAAAACGCAGUGUAUCAUUUUCAAUUAGAGCCCAGACCCAACAUUAAAUGUCAUUAUAGAACACAAUCCUUAUUCCCUUACAGCUGAAAAUGGAAAGGAUAAAAGUUUCUGCCCUAGAAUUGGGUUGAGGGUAUAGCCGAGAAUGAACGGUUUGAAAUAUAUCGAAAUAUUUGAAAACCUUAGCGAAACAGAAGGAUCAGGUUAAGAAUAUAGGUAUAUAGGAUACAAUUGUGAUAACAAGAUAUUCACACAGAUCAGUUUUGACUUGAAUGUGACCAUAUUUGUUAUACAUGAUAAGCAUAUUCCGAUCAUUCACGCCAGCUCCGCUGUGUUCCGUGUUCCAUGUAUUUCUUUUUUUGUUUAACAUUCUGAUUCAAUUUUCUUAUAUGCCAUACACAUAUAUGAUUUGCACCGAAUCCAGGACUACAUUGCACUCUGUCAGGAGAUCCUAAGUCGUCCUGAUCCCGAGGCCGAAGCCGAGUGAUCUCGUCAAACUACUUGAACCGAAUGAAUCAGUUUUGAUUACUAAACGUUGUUCGUAAUAUUUGACAUAUUUUUGUUCACAUCAAGCGAAGAUUUAACAUUGGAAUUUUUCUGAUAUUUCUUAAGCGUUACCACAGGAGAGUUCAAAUAUAUUUUUGUAAGAAUUGUUAUGGAGAUUAGAGUGUUUUGUUUUUAGAAAAACGGAUAUAAAUUAUAAAUUGUGGUUUUACAGAAUAUAAAAAGCAGGCUUAGAGACUUACAGAAUUCCUGUUGGAGAGUUUUAAAGUAGAGAGAAGUUGCACUGUUAAGCGAUACUAUAUAUCUCGUGAUCCAUCAUCCCGAAUAAACUCACAACGACGAUGCACCACAUAUACCUGGCAGCGACCAAAGCUGCCUGCUGCAGUACCCCGCCUGGUCCUUGA
Drosophila kikkawai is the source of this 3156-nucleotide messenger RNA. The record is from RefSeq and is a predicted model, not a curated record. Lineage: Eukaryota; Metazoa; Arthropoda; Insecta; Diptera; Drosophilidae.